AGGGUGAGACAGACCCUGCCCAGAGCUCCAAGAGGCUUCCUGCUGCUCGCCUCUAAACCCCUCCACAUUCCUGCAGCCCUUCAGACCGCCAGAACUCUUCUGCUGCCUGCCUGCCUGCCUGUGCCGAGAGUUCCCAGCAUCAUGAGAGCCUGGAUCUUCUUUCUCCUUUGCCUGGCCGGGAGGGCCCUGGCAGCCCCUCAGCAGACUGAAGUUGCUGAGGAGAUAGUGGAGGAGGAAACCGUGGUGGAGGAGACAGGGGUACCUGUGGGUGCCAACCCAGUCCAGGUAGAAAUGGGAGAGUUUGAGGACGGUGCAGAGGAAACGGUCGAGGAGGUGGUGGCUGACAACCCCUGCCAGAACCAUCACUGCAAACAUGGCAAGGUGUGUGAGCUGGACGAGAGCAACACCCCCAUGUGUGUGUGCCAGGACCCCACCAGCUGCCCCGCUCCCAUUGGCGAGUUUGAGAAGGUAUGCAGCAACGACAACAAGACCUUCGACUCUUCCUGCCACUUCUUUGCGACCAAGUGCACCCUGGAGGGCACCAAGAAGGGCCACAAGCUCCACCUGGACUACAUCGGACCAUGCAAAUACAUCGCCCCCUGCCUGGAUUCCGAGCUGACCGAAUUCCCUCUGCGCAUGCGUGACUGGCUCAAAAACGUCCUGGUCACCUUGUACGAGAGAGAUGAGGGCAACAACCUCCUCACCGAGAAGCAGAAGCUGCGAGUGAAGAAGAUCCACGAGAAUGAGAAGCGCCUGGAGGCUGGGGACCACCCAGUGGAGCUGCUGGCCCGAGACUUUGAGAAGAACUACAAUAUGUACAUCUUCCCUGUCCACUGGCAGUUUGGCCAGCUGGAUCAGCACCCCAUUGAUGGGUACCUGUCCCACACUGAGCUGGCCCCACUGCGAGCUCCCCUCAUCCCCAUGGAACAUUGCACCACACGCUUCUUUGAGACCUGUGACCUAGACAACGACAAGUACAUUGCCCUGGAGGAAUGGGCCGGCUGCUUUGGCAUCAAGGAGCAGGACAUCAACAAGGAUCUGGUGAUCUAAACUCACGCCUCCUCCUGCUGCAGUCCUGAACUCUCUCCCUCUGAUGUGUCCUCCCUUCCAUUACCCCCUUGUUUAAAAUGUUUGGAUGGUUGGCUGUUCUGCCUGGGGAUAAGGUGCUAACAUAGAUUUAACUGAAUACAUUAACGGUGCUAAAAAAAAAAAAAAAAAA
This is a messenger RNA of Mus pahari (shrew mouse), 1219 nucleotides long. RefSeq names its product secreted protein acidic and cysteine rich (gene Sparc). The coding region runs from base 142 to 1050 and encodes 302 amino acids. Gene Ontology annotation, molecular function: calcium ion binding; protein binding; extracellular matrix binding. Lineage: Eukaryota; Metazoa; Chordata; Mammalia; Rodentia; Muridae. The transcript is spliced from 10 exons. Gene Ontology annotation, biological process: anatomical structure development. The record is from RefSeq and is a predicted model, not a curated record.